GUCGCGCCGAGACAGCAGACGUCAUCGUCAUUUUGCCGAUUGCAGCCGAAGUUUGCCGAAAUGCGAACCGCCGGCGGAGGCUCACACGAGCCUCCCCUCAAUGCAGUUCUCCACAAGCUCUUUGUCCACGACCGGUUGGAUGACGACAUGCAUUUGCCUCAAAUGUUGCCUUUGGCAAUUCCUCGCUACUGACCGUCUUCUUAUUUCGCAUCGGAAGACCGAACCCGAUCGGAAAAUUAUACCGUUUAAAAAUAAAAAUACAACGAGGGAAUAGAGGAGGAGCGUCACGCUCGGACUGCGUGUCGCCCGACGAGCUUCAUCACCAUUACAGCAGCUGCCAGUGUUAGCUACAACACAACUACCGCGUCCUUUUGUGGAUCAGCGUCUAUAUUUGUGUUUUCCCCUUACUUUCGUUGUUAUCCGAGAGUGAUGUCGUUUUAUACGGGACUACCGCACAAAGAAGACCUGCACACAAGCGAAUGUGCGUUGACAGCCGUGGAAGUACUCUGAGCAGGCGCCGCGCGCACUCCGCAAUGUUCGGGACGUUUGGAAGUGACAACGCCACACAGAAAUAACACCAUUCUCAAAAGAGGGUCCUUGUUCCAUCUCCGCCUCAAGCACCCCCACAGCCGAUCCCUCCAUCAUGACAUCGCCCGAGUCCCCCACUCUUGUGUCCCCUUCCCCAUGUCCCGCUCCUCCUCCGUCUCUCCCCACGUCUCCCGUGCCAUCCUCCCCCGCCCCGUCCUCCUCCUCCCUCCCAGUACCACCCUCGCUGCCUCCCACGGGGGAGGUGAUGGUCCUGGCCCUGGGGCGGAAGAAGCAAAGGGUCCUGAUCGUUUUGUCCAUCCUGCCAAAUCUCUUCCUGGCCUUCCUGCUUUCCUCCGACCCCCUCAUCACCCUGUCCUCGCCGCACCACUGCCACCUGCCGGGGCCGGCACCGUCGCCCGAGGUGCUGAACGUCUCCCUGCCCUGGGAGAAGGGCCUGAGGCCGGGUGACAGCGGAGAUCUUUCCCAGUGUAAGCAGUACGCCAACGGGAGCCAAUCGGAGGUGGUGGAUUGCCAGGCCGGCUGGGACUACAACAUCACCGAAGGGCUGAGGAACAACAUCGUAACUGAGUGGGAUCUGGUGUGUGAUCGCUAUUGGCUCGUACCUGUGGAGGAGGUCUGCUUCAUCCUGGGGGCUCUGACUGGUUGCCUUGGCCUCGGUUUUGCUGCUGACAGAAUCGGCCGCUCCAAGGCUUUACUGACGUCACUCACUCUGUCAGUGGUGUUUGGCGUUUUGGUGUGCGUCUCCCCGUACCCUUCCAUCUUCAUCGUCAUGCGCUUCUGUCUGGCGGCUGCGAGCGCCGGCGUCUACCUCACACUCUACAUCUCUCGCCUGGAGUUGUGUGAGCCUUCAUUGAGGCUGAUCGCGACCGUACUGGCGGGGCUGAUGACUGUUUCCGGGGAACUGCUGCUGCUGGCGGUGGCCCUUGGCUGUCAGUCCUGGAGAGGCUUGCUGGGAGCCGGUGCCGCUCCGCUCACCCUCUUCCUUAGCUAUGGCAUUCCUGGAGUUUUUCCAGAAUCUCCUCGCUGGCUCCUGCUUUCUGAAAGACAUGGAGACAUGAACUCCUUCAGCGAGAGGAGAAAUUCAAACAGAGAUGUGAGGGAUGAUGAGAGCUUCACAGAGCUCGAUUCGGAACCGGCGCCCUCCUCGCGUCCCCGCCUGUCUUUCCCUGAGCUCUUCCACAGUAGGAACAUCUGGAAGAACAUUUGUGUGCUCGGCUUCACCUCAUUCAUCUCUCACGGCAUCAGCCACUGCUACAGCUCUUUCCGAGGUGAUGUGCGAGGCACGGCUCCCAGCUUCUAUUGGACCUAUCUUCUGUCUGUGUGCGCGGGCGGCGGCGCCUGGGUGUUGCUGUGGGCAACCGUCGACAGGUGCGGUCGCCGCGGCAUCCUUCUGCUCUCCAUGACGAUGACGGGCCUGGCCUCCUUGAUCCUCUUGGGACUCAUGAAGUAUCUCAGUGAGAAUGCCAUCACCGUUUUCUCCGUCAUGGGCCUCUUCUCCUCGCAGGCUACUGCCUCCCUUUGCGUUCUCUUCACUGCAGAGAUCAUGCCCACUGUCAUCAGAGGGACGGGCGUGGGUGCCGUGCUGGCCUUGGGCUGCGUGGGGCGUCUCAGCUCGCCACUCAUGGACCUGAGGAACCACUACGGCUACUUCCUGCACCACGUGGUCUAUUCCUCUCUGGCCCUGCUGGCCGUGUUGUCUAUUCUGCUGCUGCCUGAGAGCAAGAGGAAGCCGCUGCCGCAGACUCUGGCCGACGGGGAGCAGUACAGGCGUCCACCGCUUGGCAGGAGGAGGCGGGACAACGUGCCACUGCUGGCCACGCCCAACCCGGAGACUUAAACAAGCCUGGAGGACUAGGAGGGGCUGUGUGCAAUUCCACUGGAACAUCCAUUUAUGUAGAUGGAGGAAGGAGAGUAGAGCGAGAAAAGGGCUGUCAAGAUUUUGAACUCACGGUGAUGAUCCGCACAUUGAAAUCUUCCUAAUAUGAGCCUCUUCGUGGUUCGGCUUCCUCCAGCCAUUUACCUCCAUUGAAACGCACGAGGAACUCGGUCUUAUCAUCCGUCUCACACACACAGCCCUCGCGAGGCUGCACCCCAGCAAGCGCAACCCUGCAGCCCCCCGGCAUGGGUCAUGUUCUGUUGUUGUCGUCCAACACUUGUUCUCCGACACCUCCACCUUCUGACGUAGAACACAGUUCUCAGAUGUAUCCUGUUACACUGUAAGGUGUUUGUUUGUUGUAAAUACUUUUCUUGAAAUGUAGGGUUUUUUUUCUUUUCAAGUGUGUCUGGAAAAUGUGCACUUCCGUUCGCUAUGCAGAGGAGAAGGUGGAGCAUCGAGCACUUUGAUACAACGCCUUCAAAAGUUCAAGGACAGUUGCCUAGCUACACACCGCGCAGUCAGUAUUAGGAAUCAAAUUAAAAGUGUCAAUCUGGCCCGGAGCCGGAGUAUUUGGAAUUUACGUAAAAUGUUAUUACCCAAAAUAGUGUGAGCAGUACGUUUUCUGUUGAUACGUUAUAAGUUAUGGUUGAGGCAUGGAGUCAAAAUAUGUCGCAACAUUCCUAUCUGCAUGCGUGGAAGCACUUUGAAAGCCUUUUUUUCGUUUUUUUUUUUAACGCUUUUGUUCCUCAGAAGCUUACGGUACCUCUUUAGACGCAAAGUCUCAGCAUGGACGUGUACGAAUAAAAGUGGAGUAGAAGUUCACACCGUGACUAAAAGAAGGUGAAUGUCUCGAUGCAGUCGAAAAGGCCCUAUGACAAAGCUCCGCAGUAGCUAAAGAAGGGCCCUGCGGGCUCCGUGUUAUUCCUCCUCUUGACUGUUUUCUUGCUCAUAUUGAAUGUAGUGACUGCAGUCAAUGUGUAUGCUGUUGGGCUCACGUGCCUCAAUUGUGCACAGAAGGAGCUGGGCCUACCUGAUUCAAGAUUUUUUUUUUUUUGGCUGUUUCUUCACAUUUUAAUACUCCCUCCGUUGAAUUACCUUGACUCUGAUAAUACUGUGUCUACAAACACUGAUUGUUCAAUGCUGACCCAGUUAACUCUGUAACCUGAUUUCACGUCCAAUAAAACUGGUUAUGUCAA
This is a messenger RNA of Hippocampus comes (tiger tail seahorse), 3621 nucleotides long. It is a transcript of the gene slc22a17, whose product is annotated as solute carrier family 22 member 17. Bases 644 to 2386 code for a protein of 580 amino acids. Gene Ontology annotation, molecular function: transmembrane transporter activity. Gene Ontology annotation, cellular component: membrane. Gene Ontology annotation, biological process: transmembrane transport. The transcript has 10 exons. The record is from RefSeq and is a predicted model, not a curated record. NCBI's taxonomy places the organism in Eukaryota, Metazoa, Chordata, Actinopteri, Syngnathiformes, Syngnathidae.